This is a messenger RNA of Urocitellus parryii (Arctic ground squirrel), 688 nucleotides long. Its product is annotated as testis expressed protein 56. NCBI's taxonomy places the organism in Eukaryota, Metazoa, Chordata, Mammalia, Rodentia, Sciuridae. The record is from RefSeq and is a predicted model, not a curated record. Gene Ontology annotation, molecular function: nucleic acid binding.
AUGGGAACAGCCAGCAACAGCCCUUCUGACUUGAACAUCAUCGUCCCUGAGAAACUGGAGCAUAAGGACUAUACCCAGCCGGAUGUCCUGUGUCAUACCUUUGAGACUCUGUCUAACCUUCACAAACUGCUUCCAAACCAUCUUGUGGAGCUGCUUCAAUCCUACCAGAGCGAAGAGGAUAAAAAAAAAUGUGAGAUAGCAGAAUUUUCCUGUUUAGAAAGGAUCUUGGCAAGACAUGAAUUGCCGAAAGAGAUUAGUCUGACUCCUAAGCCGAGCAGAAUGCACUCAUGGCAAAGAAAAGCCAUGAACAAUGUGAGUGACGGGUGGAAGAAGUGCCGCUUAUGGAGGAGGAACAUAAAAGAGCCUCCGAUGAGCACCGUGGUUGUCAGAUGGUUGAAAAAGGACAUGCAACCCACCGAGGAUCUCAAGUCAGUAAUUCAAAGGAUGUCAAUGUUCGGCCCGAUUCAGUCAGUCACCACGUGUGGACGUCAAAGUGCUGUAGUGGUGUUCAAGAAUGUAACUUCAGCGUGUAAAGCCGUGAACGCUUUCCAAAGCAGGAUCCCAGGCACAAUGUUCCACUGUUCCUGGCAGCAUCGAUUCAUGUCAAAAGAUGUAAGACUUUCUAGUUCCAAUAACCUACGUGAAUUCUUAAAGCUUGUUUCAUAAGUUUUUAUUCAUUAGGGCUGUA